AUGCGGCUUUCUUCAUCAGCAGCAAAAGGUCAAAAGUCAAAACGAACGGAGGCCUCCACGUUUCUUGCUCCCACGCUGGCAAUGGCCGCCACCCCAGCCCACGCAGCCGCCGCCGCCACCGCCGGCUGCGAAGCGGCGCCGUCCCACGGCCGAAUCGGAGUCCGUCCGGGUCCGGGUCCGGCCCCAUCGCGUCUCGGUUUCCUCGCCAAACCGUCCUCCCGGUGGGCUGCGAUCUCGCUGCCGCCGGGGCCUCGCCGCGCAGCGCCGGCGGCGGCCGCGGCCAGGGAGAGGGUUGCGGGGGAGGAGGGUCCCGUGUGGGUGGAGCUGGAGCCCAUCACCAGCGAGCAGCAGCUGGACCGGGUCCUUGCGGACGCGCAGCAGCUCGACAUCCCCAUCGUCCUGCUCUGGAUGGCAAGUUGGUGCAGAAAAUGUAUAUAUCUGAAGCCUAAGCUUGAGAAGUUGGCAGCAGAAUACCAUCCAAGAGUCCGGUUCUACUGUAUCGAUGUGAAUUGUGUUCCACAAAAGCUUGUGAACCGUGCUGGAGUAACAAAGAUGCCUUCUAUACAGCUGUGGAGCAACUCCCGGAAACAGGCGGAGGUGAUUGGUGGGCACAAAUCUUGGCUGGUGAUCGAUGAUGUCCGGAGGAUGAUCGAGCAGGAGGAAUGAUCCGGCGUGUCCUUUAGCGCAGCGAUCGUGUGCAGAUGAUGAUCAUUCAGUAUUACCACUUGCUCAUAGUCAGUGAUUAGGCCAUACAUAAGUCGGUCGUCCUUUUAUCGACAUAUUAGGAAUCAUCCAUGAUCAGAGGUUUUGAAAAAAGAAUCAUCGGUUCGUCGUGCAUAAACACUCAGGGUAGGACUCCCUGGUGGCGGAAUUAGAAAAUGAUAAAGGAAGGAAUUGGGCUCCCAGUUGCUGCAAGCAUUCCUGCGAUGUCCUUGAUGUAUCCAUGUGUGUGUAUUAACUGGAACUUGCUGUAUCAGCAAUAAUUCAAUACGGCAAGAGACUUAUUGCCUGUGUACUGACUGGCCUUGAUAUUAGCCAUUAGUUCUGGAUGGUAGCAGUGUGGUUCCUAGUAGAUUACCCAUCCAUUCAUCCAUACCUAUCUUUGUAUUAGGGUUUCCAAAAUGACACUAGUCUUGUUUACAAAUAAUACUAGCAUGUAGUAGCUUUGUUGUUGAAUUAUGAAGGGACAAAUUGUAGUCAGCUGGGAAGUGGCAGCAGGUUCCCCCCUGUUUGCUCGGUUUGCUCCUGCAUAUACUAUUUUAUUUUAAUUAUAAUAUACUAUAUACCA
This is a messenger RNA of Sorghum bicolor (sorghum), 1288 nucleotides long. RefSeq names its product thioredoxin-like 3-2, chloroplastic. Gene Ontology annotation, cellular component: chloroplast stroma. The transcript has 5 exons. The record is from RefSeq and is a predicted model, not a curated record. Lineage: Eukaryota; Viridiplantae; Streptophyta; Magnoliopsida; Poales; Poaceae. The coding region runs from base 1 to 666 and encodes 221 amino acids.